GCUUAAGAGCUCAUUUUUCUUUUUUUUUCUUCUUUUUGUAAAAUGUGUAUUUUUAUGCAGACACUGCCUAGAAAGGAGUAGACGCCUGGAAACUUGUACACGGUCCCUUACAUACGCAGGUCCUCACUGUCCAAUCAGAACGAGGGAAGUUUUGUUUCCGGGAAUGUUUGGUGAUGUGGCUAUGCUCUGACAUCCAUCCGAGGAAAUAUAUCAAAUAAAAAGCAGAUACAUUUACCUGGGAAGCACUCGUACAGUGCCGUCUUUAUGUUCAGCCGUCUGGCCACGGUCCUCCAGGAGCUCUCUGGAGAGGAGGGCACAGAUGGAGACCAACAGGGCAUGCUGGUGCCUCAGCUCUCUGCCGGUGAGGGCCAAGCUCCACCGGAGUCAGAGGCACCUGAGGAGGUCAUGGAGAGGCUGGCCCACCUGGAGCAACUGGUAGUCCAGCUGAAGGAGCUCAUCCGAGACAAAGACACCCAGCUCAACCAGAAGGAUGCUGAGCUGGCAAACAAAGAUGCACAGCUCAAAAAUGAGAAAGAAGAAGCUGAAGCUCGCUUCACCAAACUCAAACUGCAGGCCAAAGCGAAAAUGGCUUCUCUCACCAAACAGAUAACUGAUCUGAAAGGGCAAGGAGGAGAAACACCGAGUCCAGACAGCUCUUUUACAGGAGCUGCUGCUGCAGUCGAGGAGGAGCUGCAAGAACUUAAGAACAAGCUGAGUGAGGAGGAAGCCAACAGCAGAGAUCUUCAGGAACGACUCCAGACCGUAGAACAGCUCCUCAGAGAGAAGGAAUCUGCCCAUGCUGAACAGUUGCAGAAACUGCAGGCUGUGAUCUGUGAGAAGGAUAUGCGUUUCCAGGAGCAGAUCCAGAUACAUGAAGAAGAGCUGCUCAGGGUCACAACACAGUCUCAGAACAACAGCGAGCUUCAGCAGGCCCUGCACGCAGCUCAGAGGCGUUGUGAAGAGCUUGAGGAGUCCUUAAACUCUCGCUCCCAAGUGCUGGAAAUGCUGCAGCAGGAAGUGAGCAGUGCUGAUCAGCAAAAACAGAUCUUGACUGCUCAGUUCCGACAGAUGGAGCAGGAGCUGGCCGAGGCCGUCAAGCAGAGGGAGGAGGAGAAACAGAGGUCAGCCCAACAGGCCAUCAGGGCCGACGCAGAGCUCGCAGCCCUCCGAACCAGCCUGGAGGCCUUGGAAAGACAGAGCACGGAGGUGGCGAGGCAAGAGAGCGAGCUGGCUUCCCUGAGGGAGGCAGAGCAUGUUAGGCAGGAGGAUCUGGAGAAGGAGAAGGCAGAAGUUGCCAGACUGGAGAGAGAACUGGCUCUGAUGAAAGAGGCUGAGCUUGCAGCUGUCCAAGUGAGCCACGAUGCUUCAGAGAGAGACAGGGCGGAAAUAGUUCGGCUUGAAAGUGAGCUUGCAUCUAUGAGAGAGGCAGCCGAUCAUGCCAUCCAGGACGCCUCAGAGAGGGAGAAGUCAAAAGUGGAUAAAUUAGAGCGAGAGUUGGCCUCCUUUAAGGAAGAGCAGGAAGAUGCCCAGAGGAAGGGCGAGAUCUUGGCUGAAAUUUGGACACAUCUACAUUCUCUGGCUUCAGAAGAUGUGCAGGCAGCAGCAGAAACCUCCUUCCCUGCUGACCUGUCCCUGUUCCUGGACUCUGUGCAGGCUAUUGAGACACGACUGACAAAGCUGAGAGAUGAACGCGGCGAGAGUGAGGAACAUUAUGCUGAGCUCACCCACACUAUGCAAACCCUUCAGGAACAACUAAACAGAAAAACCACAGAACAGGAGGAAACCGCUGCCAAGAUACAAGAGCUGGAGCAGAAGAUUCUCACGUUUUCUGAAAGAGAUGGUGUGACUGAAACAGAAGCACCGGAAUCAUCUGAGGCUAAAAAAGAGCGCAUACUGGAAUUGGAGCAGCAGCUACAAGAAAAGGACAAUGAGCUCGUUGCCUUGCAGGAGUCCCUCAGACUGGCUAAAGAGCACAGCUCCAGUGGGGUUGCAUCACUUGAAAGCUGCCAUCAGACCCCAGAUCAGACUCAUGAUGCCACUACGUCCCCCCAUGACAGUUCUGCAGCCCUUCCUGACUUCACAGAGGAUACACAAGAAGAGGAGACCACCUUAGUUGCUGAGGACACCUCAGUCCUCUCCCUUUCUGCUGAUAAUGAGAGUAGUCCAGAACUUAUUGGACACCAGUCUGAAUCCCCAGAAGAAUCCAAAGGGACCUCCUCAGAUGAGAUGGUCGCCAGUAGUGAUUCAGAGGUGGCCCACAGCAGCUGGACCCUCCUGGAAGCUGUGAAUCAAGAUGGAGGCCAGGAGUGGCCGUCCAUCCUCCAGGACUUUGGCCAGAUACAGCUACAGUCAUGGGAGGCAACGAGCAUGGAGUCGGAAACCUCCACAGUGCAAGUUGAGUCCUCCUCCGUCAUCAUUCGAGAGACAGUACAAGUUCAACUUACACAGGAGAGUUCUUCCAUCACAGAUGGUAACAUAUCUUCUGGCCAGGUCUUUGCUCAGGCCUUAGCUGAGGAACUUCAGAAGAGGUACAGCGAGCUUCUGGCUGAGCUUCAGAGGCUCAGAGAGGCAGUAGCAGAGUCACAGGAGAAAAUCAAGAGCCUGGAAGAGGACACGCAGUCCCUCACAGCUGCCAAAGAAGAAGCUGUAUCCCAGGCUAAUAGUUCUACAGAGGAACUUAAGUCAGCCAGAGAGGAGUUAGACAGGCUUGCUCAGCAGAACAGCUCUGUAGUGGAGAAACACGGUGUUGAAAUGCAGCUCCUACAAGAACAGAUAGACAUUUUAAACACUGAAAGUAAAGCCAAGGAGGAGACAGUUCAGGUCCUGCAGACAGAUCUGGAAAUGGCCCGCCAUGCUUUCUCUGAACAGGAGGGGCGGGCCAGGAUGCUGAGUGUUCAGCUGGAGGACAGAGAGCUCCUCUCUGCUGAGCUUGAAAGGAGGCUUCGAGAUAUGGAAAGCAGCAUGUUGGAAAACUCCCAGUCAUCAGAGCUCAACGAUGACACUUUGUCCAAGAAGGACUCUGAGAUCAUCGAGCUACAGCUCCGUCUCAGCCAGAAAGAGCAAGAGAUGAUGGAGCUCAAUGACAGUAUGUCUGCUAAAGUCCUCCAAGCAGAAGAAGAGAAGUUCCAGAUAGACAGUGAAGUCAGUAAACUGAGGGAGCAGAUAGUGGAACUGGAGAAAAUCAGAGAUGAGAAACAGAAAGAAGGUUAUGAAGACUCAGCCACUCAUGUAGAUGAUGAACUUGCUAGAUUGCGAACCGAGAAAGAAGCGCUUGAAAGCCAGCUGAUGAACACAAAGAAGAAGUUGCAGGCUGCACUUGUGCAACGCAAAGAGCUCAUGAAGAAGGUUGCUGAUUUUGAGGUAGAAGCAAAGAAAUGGAAAGAGCGAGUUGAAACUCCUGCAGAUCUCCCAGACGUCGAACAGUCUGGAGGACAUGAGCUUCAAGAAAUGGAAGCUAAACUGAUGAAACUGGAGCAAGUUUUAAGAUCCAAAGAGGAGGCAGUUGAGGCUCUUGAGCAGAAAAUUAGCCAGCAGGAUCAAGCUCUCACUGAGGCGCUUGCUCAGAAUAAAAAACUAAGUGAAGAAGCUGAAAACGCUCAGCAGGCUGACAAUUCCUCUGCGUUGCAUUCCCAAGUGACCUCUCUUGAAGCAGAGUGUGAAAUCCUUCAGAAGAAAGUUCAGGAAGCCCAAGAAUCUCGUAAGGAAACCAUACGCAAAGCAAAAGAGAAAGAUAGACACCACCGUGAACAGCUGAAGCAGCAGAAAGACGAAUACAAUGGGCUGAUGGAACGUUUCGAGGUGCAGAGCGGUGAGCGAGAAGUUCUUCUGGCUAAGCUGAGAGAAUUAGAAGAAAAAGUGAGCACUGAAAGAGAAGAUGUUCCUCCCCAAGAGACCCAGAAACUGGUUGAAAAUUUGGAAAAGCAAGCAGCAGGUGAUUGGGUCCAGGAGGAUUGGGUGGACUUUGCCACAUCUGAGACUGAUUCAUCACAGCCACAAUCCAGCGAUCCAGUUCAGCAUCCUGCAGAGCAGUCUGACAUAAUUUCUGCACAAACAGAGGAGUCUCUGAAAGCUCUCAGAGAAGAGAUCCAGACUGUGCAGAUGGCUAACGCAGAGUUAGAGACGCAGCUGCAGGAAACGCAGGCCAGUUUGUCACAGAAGGAGGCUGAGUUAUUGGGCAUGGACAGAGAGCUACAAGCACUACGAGAAAAGGAAAGACAGAUCGAUAUGCUCUCAGAGGAGGUUAACGAUCUUAGAGAAAAGCAUCGGCAAGCGGAGUGUUACGCUGCAACCCUGAAAGCAGAGGCAGAUGCUGCAGCCAGUUCCACCUCCUCCAUUGCAACUCUUCAGGCUGAAGUGGAGGACUUCAAGCAGUUCCUUGAAAAUAAGAACCACGAAAUCAAGGAGUUAGGUCAGCAACUCACUGAGCAGAACGCUCUCAUACACUCAAUGCAGGAUGCAGUGUCUCAGAAGGAUCAGUUAGUAUCUUCUUUGCAGGAAGAGCUAAAGGCUGAGCAAGAAAAAACUCAAAGGUUAGAGGCUGAGCUUCCAGAGAAGCAAGAUGAAGAUAAAGACAGCGAGGCAAAGAUCCAGCAGCUUCAGCGAAAGCUUCAAGCUGCUCUGAUCUCUCGCAAAGAGGCCUUAAAGGAAAACAAAAACCAGAAGGAACAAAUAGCAUCAACUGAGAAGCUAAUAGCAGAACUGCAGCAAAAAAUGGAGUCAGCUGAAGAUGAGCUGGAGAAACUAAGAGCGGAAAGAGUGAGACUGAUUGAUGAAGUCGACCGGACUUUGCUGGAAAACCAAAGUCUGGGAUCAUCCUGUGAGAGCCUCAAACUGGCCAUGGAGGGCAUUUUGAAUGAGAAAGAUGCCUGCAAGAGAGAAGUGGAGUUGGUGAAAGAAGAGGCUGCCAGAACAUCCAAAGAAUGGGAGGAAAAGGUUCAAGGUAUGAAGGACGAGUACGAGACUCUUCUUAAGUCUUAUGAGAAUGUCAGUGAUGAGGCGGAGCGAGUGAGGCGAGUCCUGGAAGCUGCCAGGCAGGAGAGACAAGAGCUCGCAGCCAAGGUGAGGAUGCAUGAGGCUGCCAGACAGGAUGCUGAAAGACAGGCAGAAGAGGCACAGAAAGAGGUGGAUUCAGUGAAGGACAAAAUGAGAAAGUUUGCCAAAACAAAGCAGCAGAAAAUAUUGGAUUUAGAGGAGGAGAAUGAGAGACUCAGAGACAUGCAGGAAAAGAACGUAACAAAACUAGAGAGUAGGGCUCUCAAAACUGAGGUUGAAAGACUUCAAGAUGAACUGGGAGCUUUGAGGGCUGAGUUGGACGCUGCAGUGGCAGAAAGAGACUCUUUAGGGCGACAGAUUGAAGAGUUGAAGGAACAGCUUGCCCAAACAGGAGAGAAAGAGGACAAUGCAAUUCAGGGUGUUCUUCUUGGCUCAGCAGCUGUUGCUGAAGAGGUUAUCACUGCCCAGAAAUCAGACAUAAUCAGAGCAGAGCCUGAUGACAGCCAGUAUGAAGACAAAGAAAAAGAAAAAGAGACACCAGCUCAAAAAAUAUCUGCAGUGUGUGCACCAGAAACACAUUUGCAACCUGCUGAGGAAAAAGCUAAAGUAGAAAUGACUGAAGGUGUUCAGGUUUUAUUAGAGGAUAAAAUGAGGGAGAUGGAGGCAGCCAUCGGUGCAGAGAGGGAACUGUGGCAGCAACAGGAAGCUGACCUCAAAGCUCAACUGGCCUCUCUUGAGCAAGAGCUUCAGGAGGGCAAAGAGAAGAGCCUUGUGGACUCUCUAGAGAAGUGCCUCCAAGAGAGCAAAGAGAGAGAACAGAGCCUGAUUGAAGAGGGUUCAAAGAGGGAAGCUCAGUUCAAAGAGCUCCUCAAAAGCCUUGAAGCUGAGAAGGACAACCUGGAGGAGCGUCUGAUGAACCAGCUGGCUCAGCUCAACGGCAGCAUCGCCGGCUAUCAGCAAGAGGCAGCAGACAACAGGGAGCAUCUCAAUGAACUGCAGCGGGAGGUGGAGAGGUUGGAGAGGGAGCGAGCCGAACUCGAAGCCGAGGCUCGGAGCGAACGUGACCGGGCUGCCAGGCUGGAGGAGGACAUGAGGCAAGCCCAGAGGGAGAGAGCUGAGGCUGAAGCAGAGUCUGGUAAGCAGAGGGAGCUGCAGCAACAGCUGAGGUCUGCACAGAGGGUCAAGGAAGGCAGUCAGAGCAGAGCACGUCAGCUGGAAGAACUGUUGAGGGAGAAGCAGCUGGAAGUCCGUCAGCUGCAGAAGGACUGCAUACAGUACCAGGAGAGGAUCAGUGAACUGGGCAGAGAAGCUAAGGCCCUGCAGCUAGGCCAAGAUGAGCUCCACAACAAACUAGAAAAAUCCCAGCUGGAGACCUCCAAAACUGUAGAAGACCUGAAAAGAACUGAAGCAGAUUUGGCUAGCUGCAAAUCCCAGCUGGAUGAGGCCCAGAAGCAGGCAAGCGAGGCUUUAGCCGAGAAAACAGCUCUUGAACAGAAUGCCCAACAGAAAGAAGCCUUGAUGAAAGCAGAGGCAGAGCAGACCCUCGACUCUGUGAGAUUCAGGCUGGGGGCCGAACUGAAGGAGAUGGAGCUGCGACUGGAGGAGGCGUACAACGAAAGAGAAAAGGAAGAAGAUGCCUCUAUGGAGGCCAGAGAGAUUGCAGAAAGAGCUGAGACACGGGCUCAGGAGAUACAAGCUCGUCUGGAUGAGUCUCUGGCCAGGUUAGCUGCCUUCUCGCGCUGCAUGUCCUCACUGCAAGACGACCGGGACAGAGUCUUGGAUGAGGCCCGACAAUGGGAGACUCGCUUUCAUGAUGCUCUACAGGGUAAAGAGGCUGAAGUUCGGGAGGCUGAAACACGAGCCAAAGAACUGGCAGAACAGCUUCAAAGAGAAUCCGCCCUGAAAGAGGAACUUCAGCUUUCAGUGGACAGGCUGGAGAAAGUAGAUAAAGAUUUGCAGCUGAGAUUGGAAGAGGAGAAAAAGAAAGUCAUAGAGAGCCAAGCUGCCCUCGAGGAGGAAAAGAGCAAACAUCAGCAAACUACAACUGAGCUGCAGUCUGCACAAAACGAAGCCCGUGCCUUGAAAAAUGAGGUGGAGAGUCUCCUUCAGAGGGCCAGAGCUCUGGAGGAGGCUGUAGCCCAGCUGCAGGGUGAAGAGGACCAGGCCAGGACUGAGCUGAGGAAGAGGGAGGCAGAAGAGAGGCGGCUGUGUCUCAAUGUGGAGCAACUAGAGACAGACCUGCGGUCCUCUAAGGCCUUGACAGAGAGUCUGCAGACUGAGUUACAAGAGAAGGAAAGGAGAGAAGUGGAAAUGCUGGGGGAGAAGGAGCAAGCUGUUGCUGAGGCUGCAGAGGAGGCUAGAAAGGAGGCUGAUAGCAGGGCGCAAGCAGCCGAGGAGGAGCUGGAGCAGAGACGAGGGGAACUGCGCCAUCUGGAAGAAAAACUGCGAAAGGCGGAGGAAGAGAGCAACAACAGAAAAGCCAGACUGGACUCUUUCAUGAAGGCCAUGGGCUCAUUGCAGGAUGACAGAGACAGAGUCCUCAACAUGUACAAACAACUGGAGGAGAAACACCUGCAGGUGAUGAUGGAGAAGGACACUCUGAUCCAAGAGGCAGCAGGAGAGAACAACAGCCUGAAGGAGGAGCUGCGUUCUCUGCUGGUCCAGAGGGACGACCUGUACGCUGAAAAGGCCAAGCUGUCCGCACAGCUUCACGGCUACCGCGAUGAACUUAACCAAGUCCUGAGCAUGAAGGACUCCCAACACAAACAACUUCUGGCAGCUCAGAGAGAGCGCAUUGCCUCACUAGAAAGGGAGCAUAAGGAAUUGGAAAAUCAAUUAAAGAGUGUUAGUAAAGCCAGAGAGAUAGAAGUAGAAGCAGGAAGAGUGGAAAGGGAGGCUCUUAGCCAGGCUGUUGACUUUACAAAACCAUCACAGGUGAUUGAUGCUCCUGGUGCAGAGGUUGAGAAGCUGAGGGAACAGCUGCAAGCAGCGAGGCAACAAGUGGAGGCUUUGGAGGAGAACCUUAUGAAGGAGAGACAACAGCAGGAGAGUAAGGGCAAAGAGCUAGCUGAGCUGCGAUGGGAGGGAGGUGUGAUGCGGACCGAGUCUGAGAGCGCUCAGGAGAGGGUGGCAGAGCUGGCCCGAGACUUGCUGGCUGUCGAACAGAAGCUGCUGGAGGAGAAGGAAGUGACGGCGCAGCUCAGAACCGAGAAUCAGUCGUUCUCAAAAGCCAUGGCCUCCCUGCAGGACAGCAGGGACCAGGCAGUGGACAAGAUCCGGGAACUGAACCUGAAGCUGGACGAUAUGAGCAGGGCGGGUGGCCACGCAGCACAGAGCAGCCCAGGAGGCUCCACUGGGGAAGUGUGGGGCCUGAAGAACGCACUGCAAGCCCUGCAGAAUGACAGAGAGAGACUGCUGGAGCAACUUCAAACACAGACAUCUGAGCUCAAGGCGCAGAAGUCCGAGCUGGCUCGACUGGGAGCAGGAGAGCUGAUUAAAGUCAGCCAGGAGCUUUUUGAGGAGAAGAAGAAGAACGAAGACUUGCUGGGUGUCAUAACGCAGCUAGAGAAUAUGGUGGAAAUGGGCAAGCAGGAAAUAGAAACUCUGAGACUGGAGCGUAUCGACUGGAUGGCUCAAGCGGAGCAGCUGAAGCAGCAGACGCUCGCCACGCUCUCGGACCGGGACCAGCAGCUGCGGCAGCUCACCGCCAUGCUGGAGGAAGCACGCACUCAUAAGCCCAAACUACAGCAGGAACACUAUCAGAGAGAGGGCACAGGGGAAGUGGACAGUGCACCUGGAGCCCCGCAGGAGCGAAGCCGCCAGCUGGACAGCCACGCCCACAUCGCUGAGCUCAAAGAGCUACAGAGAAGGCUGGACGAAGAGAUGCGGCAGAGGGUGGCCGCAGAGGAGCAGCUCAUGGCCACACAGGAUCGACUCAAACGUCACAGCCAGGCUAAAUGGCACUCGGCACAGGAGGAGGAUCACUCAGAGACGGCUGUUUUCAUCGAGCCGCCCGAAGGAGCUGUCACUCGAACUCGGAGAGGCGGCCCGGGUUUGAUGCGGACGCUCCGAGUGGCCUUCUGCUCCCGUCAGCGCACCCCCCUGCUGUUCAGCGUGUACCUGCUCACUGUGCACGUCCUGCUGCUGCUGUGUCUGGGCGGAUACCUUUGAGAGCAGCUCCCUUUAACAAACCUGACAGACUGAGAGGUAGAGACAGAGGGAGGGAGGGGAAAGAAAAUGGAGCUGUGACACAGACCCAACCCAAGCCAUCACUAUGUUUAUAUUGUUACAUGUAAUAAGUCUACAUACGGACGUUGCACUUUAUAGGACUUCAUCUUUUAAGUAUGUAGAGUUACAAAGGGAGCUGGUGUCGUUGUUUUUAACCGCGUUGCUCUUGUUUGAGUUCCAAGGGACAUGGCUUAACUUUACUCAUUAUUACUUUUUUUAGAAGAAACAAGGCAAUGCAUUAUCGAGUAUUUUGGCAGAUGGUCUUCUUCACGUGCCUUUUAGAUUUGGAUAUUAAAGAGUCACUUUUUUCUCAUUUGUUCAUGCACUACGCUGGUUUAGAUGAUGAUCAUUUCUCUUGUGUCUGUCCGUUAAGUACGACGCCACAACCAGCAGAUGGUUAGCUUAGCAUCAGCAACAGAUCCACCCAAAAGCAAAUCUUAAGCUCACUAAUCAACACGCAUCGUCUUCAUUCAUUUUGAAUGGGAAAACAGACUGUAGUUUGGCUCUGAGCCGUUACCAAGCAACCAGAGGAAACUGGUAAUUUCAGGUCCGACGCUCACUGGCCUGUAAAACUCUGAGCUGAAUUGUCAUCUUUAUGUCUGUGUGCGGGUUGGAGGAUUUUAUGUUUUAUUUUUUUUUGUUCUGUCUCUGUAACGACUUGAGGGAAUUUCUUGAAAUUUGAAACUUAUUAUUCAAGAAUGAAUAAGUUAAUUAGUGAGCUUUGUUACAGUUGGGCAAAGCCAAGCUUGUGUCUCCGUUUCUGGUCUCUGUGUUAACAACAGUUAACGUUAAGCUAAAUGAGCAGGCUGCUUUCGCUCCCUUUUUUCCAUUCUUUGUGCUAAGCUAACUGGCUGUUUGCUGUAGAUUAUGUUUAACAGUGUGAGAGUGGUGUCAGUCAUGUAAUCUGAUGUCAGAAAUCUAACAAGCGUUUGUCCCAAAAUGGCUUAGAUUUGUGUUGGCUUGAGGUUCGGGAUCUGGUCUUAUCGUCCAAUCUCUUCUUCUUCUUCUUCUUCGUCUUCUUCUUCUACUGAUUUCAUGCACAAAAACAGAGCACAGUGCAAUUUCCUUUCUAACACGUUCCUCUUGUGUGUUUUCCUUUCGUUUUUAUCUUCCUCUUAUAUAAGUCACAUUUUUUUAACAAAAGAAACAUCAUACUGAUAUUUGUACAUACGUACUUGAAUUAUGUACAUGAGAUUUCCCCUCUGACAUAUCCAGUAAGUUUCUCACACAUUUAAAUUUUACUGUGUAGUUUGUUUGUUUGUUUGUUUGUUUUUCUUAUGGCAGAUGAUGUUGCCUUUCAGGUGCAAUGUUUUACUACAGUGUGGAGUCAUUCCAGAGGAGUAAGACUGCUGUGUUUUCUAAUGAUAUCCGUCCCAUUAUAGACUACUCUGAUGUAGCAUAAUUUAUGGUCCAACAGUUGAAAGACGUCCACUGCCGACACAUACUGACACCAUCCUCCUGAGUUAUUUAAACGAUGCUUCUGUACUCUUCGUCUUUUCACGUCUUGCAUCCACUGAAAUAUACUUUAAAUGUAAAUAACUGUUGAAAAGGGCUGUAUAGAGAAAUAAAAUGUAAUUAAAGUGUUGGUGGGAUAGAUCAGGGA
Scatophagus argus is the source of this 10822-nucleotide messenger RNA. It is a transcript of the gene golgb1, whose product is annotated as golgin B1. Lineage: Eukaryota; Metazoa; Chordata; Actinopteri; Scatophagidae. Bases 265 to 9162 code for a protein of 2965 amino acids. Gene Ontology annotation, cellular component: endoplasmic reticulum-Golgi intermediate compartment; Golgi apparatus; membrane. The transcript is spliced from 20 exons. The record is from RefSeq and is a predicted model, not a curated record.